AUGAUCAUAGAUGAAAAUAGGGAAUAUAAGAAAGAGGAAAAUCAAGAAGAGAAACAAACUGAUUCACCUAAACUUGAAAAAGAAACCCCAGAAGAAGCUACAGCAGAUGAAAAGGAAUCGAGUGAGAUGGGUGUUACUUCGAUGAACACGGAAGAAGAAGAAUAUAAUGAUGACGACCAGGAAAAUUAUCAGGAGUUGCUGGAACAGCUAGCAAUGGAAUCGGGCUGUAUACUAACCUGGAAUGGUGUAGAACCGCCGAAGUGGGGAAAACAAGAUGGAGGGGUUGAUUAUUAUGACGAUGUCGAAUGGGAUAAUGAGGACGUUGAAACCUGGUUAGAACCAGAAGAAGUAGAUGAUCGAGAGUGGGAAAAUGAGUAG
Dentiscutata heterogama is the source of this 378-nucleotide messenger RNA. Lineage: Eukaryota; Fungi; Glomeromycota; Glomeromycetes; Diversisporales; Gigasporaceae. The record is from the annotation of a GenBank genome assembly.